This is a messenger RNA of Diprion similis, 1626 nucleotides long. RefSeq names its product mitochondrial ornithine transporter 1. Gene Ontology annotation, biological process: mitochondrial L-ornithine transmembrane transport. The transcript has 5 exons. Lineage: Eukaryota; Metazoa; Arthropoda; Insecta; Hymenoptera; Diprionidae. Bases 265 to 1209 code for a protein of 314 amino acids. The record is from RefSeq and is a predicted model, not a curated record. Gene Ontology annotation, molecular function: L-ornithine transmembrane transporter activity.
UUAACACGUAUUAACACGUUAGCUCAAAAGCUGUCAUUUUCUCGAUCGUAUCUAGGCAUAGUAAACUGUAAACACAAGUAGUACCGUAUCAGCCGUUGAUCGGCGAAGGUUAUAAAUAGUUUGAACACUGCCGUUAUACAGCUGCGAAAGGUGUUUCUGACCGUGGCGAAAGAAAGAGACAGAAGUUCCUUGAUACAAGCACGUGUUAACCUAACAAUCGAUAUUUAAUCGAAUUAGUCAUUGGAUUAAUGAAGUAGCGCGAAAAUGGCCAUGGAACACAAAGAUGAUCACGGAACUUUGAAAAGCCCGAAGAAUCUGAAAACCGGAAUUAUCGACUUCACCGCGGGUUCUCUCGGUGGAAUAACUCUGGUCUAUGUUGGACAGCCGCUAGAUACAGUGAAAGUAAAGAUGCAAACAUUCCCCCAAUUGUACAAGGGGAUGGUAGACUGCUUUAUGAAGACUUUGAAACAAGACGGUAUAGUCAGAGGUUUAUACGCAGGGACUAUUCCUGCACUCGCAGCAAAUGUUGCUGAAAAUUCUGUAUUAUUCGCAGCUUAUGGACUGUGCCAAAAUGCAAUGGCUAAUUUAACAGGUGUUCAGAAAGUAGAAGAUUUGAGUUUACUGGGGAAUGCCUGGGCUGGUUUUUUUGCAGCAUUUUUUUCAUCCUUAUCACUUUGUCCCACGGAACUGAUUAAAUGCCAAUUGCAGGCUAUGAGAGAAGUUGGCACACAAAAAGCAGCUCCAGGUGAACGUGUUAAUUUUAUUGGACCCUGGCAAUUGACAAAACAAAUUGUACGUGCAGAGGGUCCUCAGGGCUUAUUUAGGGGCCUUUUAUCUACCAUUGGUAGAGAAAUGCCUGGAUAUUUUUGCUUUUUUGGUGGUUAUGAAACGACGCGACAAUUGCUUGCAAAACCAGGACAAAAUAAAGAGGAUAUUGGCUGGAUUAAUACAAUGAUAGCUGGAGCUGCCGGUGGUGUAAUAUUUUGGCUUGUCAUAUUCCCAGCUGAUGUAAUUAAAAGCAGAAUACAGGUCCAGAAUCUGAGAAAACCGGUGUAUAUUAUUCUCAAAGAUGUUGUUCGAACCGAAGGUAUCGGUGCUCUAUACAAUGGCUUAAAACCAACAUUAAUCAGAACAGUACCCGCUACCGCAACACUAUUUGUUACAUACGAAUAUUCGAAAGGAUUGAUGCUCAAGUAUCUCGAUGAUUGAUUCCGGAUUAUUCAAUUAUGAACUGAGUUACAAGUGGAAAAUCUUCAAUUCAUGGUAGUCGAAAGUCGGAUUGAAUAUUAGGAUGAAAAUUCUUUUGGGAGAAUUGGAACAGAAUUAGUCUUUAGUUAGAACAUUUUCAUGCAUUUUCACACGUUUCAACUGAAAAAUGUCAUUUCCUGUAAAUCCCAUGUCUCUAUUCGUGCUGUACAAUAGAUUAUAUAUUGUACAACCGUUAUACAAAGACUUUUAGACACUGUUUGUCACCUUUGCACGCCUAGAACAGGAACAUGACAAUAUUCUUCAACAGAAAAGAUAAUUAUCUUGCGUAUUUUUAUAGGUGUACACAAACACAUCUAAUAACAAAAAUAAUUAUAAUACAUGUAACAUAUUUGUUGUAAAUAAAAUGUGUUGUUCUGU